AAGCUGCCAGAGAGUCAGGUGGCUCCGGGAUGUGCGGCGGCGGCGGCAGGAGGCGGAGGCGGGCACGGAGGAGGCGGCGGAUGGGGGGGAUGCGGCGGCUCCUCCACGGCACACGCUGCCUGGUCUCCCCCCUGCCCGCUCUGGGCUGAGGCGGCCCCGCGCCGGGAAGUCCCGGCAGCGGCGGCGGCACCUGGUGCCGGCGGGCGCCGGGCCGCAUGAACAAUAGGCGGCGGUCCCGGCCCCGCCGCCCCCCGCAGUGCCCGGCUGCCGCGGGCGCCUCCCCCUAUGGAGCAGCCUCGCCAUGGAGCCCCUCACCGAGCUCAGCCAGGAGGGCGCGGGCGGCGGGGAGCCGCCGGGCGACGGGCCGCUCUGGACCGCUGUCUUCGAAUACGAGGCGUGCGGCGAGGACGAGCUGAGCCUGCGGCCGGGGGACGUGGUGCAGGUGCUGUCCCGGGACUCGCACGUAUCCGGCGACGAGGGCUGGUGGACGGGCAAGAUCGACCAGCGCGUCGGCAUCUUCCCCAGCAACUACGUGAGCAGCGGCGUGCAAGGGGCCGGCCCGGAGCUGCGCGCCCGAUACCCGCCGCCCCCCGCCAUACAGCUCCUAGAGAUCGACUUCUCAGAGCUUGUUCUGGAAGAAAUCAUUGGCAUAGGGGGCUUCGGAAAAGUCUAUCGAGCUGUAUGGAUAGGAGAUGAGGUUGCUGUCAAGGCAGCUCGCUAUGACCCUGAUGAGGACAUCAGCCAGACCAUUGAGAAUGUCCGCCAAGAGGCCAAGCUCUUUGCAAUGUUAAAACAUCCCAACAUCAUUGCCCUCAGGGGCGUGUGUUUGAAGGAACCUAAUCUUUGCCUGAUCAUGGAGUUUGCCCGUGGAGGAUCGCUCAAUAGGGUCCUGUCUGGUAAAAGGAUACCUCCUGACAUACUGGUGAACUGGGCAGUGCAGAUUGCCAGGGGAAUGAACUACCUGCACGAGGAAGCAAUUGUUCCCAUAAUUCACCGUGACCUCAAGUCCAGCAACAUACUGAUACUCGAAAAGGUGGAAAAUGGAGAUCUGAGCAACAAGAUGUUGAAGAUCACGGAUUUCGGCCUGGCCAGGGAGUGGCAUAAAACUACCAAAAUGAGCGCAGCUGGGACAUAUGCCUGGAUGGCUCCUGAGGUCAUCCGCUCUUCCAUGUUCUCCAAAGGCAGCGAUGUUUGGAGUUAUGGUGUGCUGCUUUGGGAGCUGCUGACAGGAGAAGUACCAUUCCGAGGAAUUGAUGGUCUGGCAGUAGCGUAUGGUGUUGCUAUGAAUAAGCUUGCCCUUCCAAUCCCUUCCACGUGUCCUGAGCCUUUUGCCAAACUCAUGGAAGAUUGCUGGAACCCUGACCCACACUCACGACCUUCCUUUGCCACUAUCCUAGACCAUCUUACUGCCAUUGAAGAGUCUGGUUUUUUUGAAAUGCCCAAAGAUUCCUUCCACUCCCUGCAGGAAGACUGGAAACAAGAGAUCCAAGAGAUGUUUGAUCAGCUUAGAGCCAAAGAAAAGGAGCUGCGCACAUGGGAAGAAGAGCUGACUCGUGCUGCUGUCGAACAGAAGAACCAUGAGGAGCUGCUACGAAGGCGGGAACAGGAGCUGGCAGAACGUGAGAUUGACAUCCUGGAAAGGGAGCUCAACAUCAUCAUCCACCAGCUGUGCCAGGAGAAGCCUCGGGUCAAGAAACGCAUGGGGAAGUUCAAGAGGAGUCGACUCAAGUUAAAGGAUGGCAAUCAUAUCAGCUUGCCUUCAGAUUUUCAGCAUAAAUUCACUGUGCAGGCUUCUCCAACGAUGGACAAAAGGAAAAGCUUGAUCAGUAGCUGCUCCAGCCCUCCUGCAAGUCCUACCAUUAUUCCCAGACUCAGGGCCAUACAGUUGACACCUGCUGAAAGCAGUAAAACGUGGGGACGAAGCUCAGUCCUUCCAAAGGAGGAAGGAGAGGAAGAAGAGAAGAGAGGCCAGAAGAAAAAGGGGCGCACUUGGGGACCAAGCUCACUUUGUCACAAGGAGCUAGGUGCAGGAGAAGAGGGUCUGAAAGCUCUGGUGGAAGGAUGCAAACAGUGGUCAUCCAGUGCACCAAAUCUUGGGAAGAUCCAGAGAACUGCACCUGCUUUUCCAGGAUUCACCAGCUUAGCAGAGAUUGAUGAUGAGGACGGUGAAUGUUUUAAUGGAGAGGGCAAAGUGCACCCUUCACCUGUGCACAAUCAGUCAUACCUCUGCAUCCCAUUUCAGAAGAAUGAAGAAUGGGAUGGCCCUUCUAGUGAUGCCAAUGAGGAGUCCACCCCUGUAAACUCUGCUACCAGUACCCCACAGCUGACACCCACCAACAGCCUCAAACGUAGCGGCUCCCACCACAAGCGAUGUGAGGUUGCGUUGCUUGGCUGUGGAGCAGUGCUGGCUGCUGCAGGCCUGGGUUUUGAUCUGUUAGAAGCAGGGAAGUGUCAGCUGCUGAUUGAGGAAGAGCCAGAGGUGCCCAAGGAAGAGAAGAAGAAGCGUGACAGCAUUUUUCAGCGAGCUGGACGCCCACGCAGGAGCACUAGUCCACCUUCCCGGAAGAUCUUCAGGAAGGAUGAUCCCCUGUUGUUGCUAGGCGAGCCAUCCACAUCCCUCACCCUUCUUUCCCUGUCUUCCAUUUCCGAAUGUAAUUCCACCCGGUCCUUGCUGCGCUCAGACAGUGAUGAGAUUGUGGUUUAUGAGAUGCCUGUCAGCCCAGUGACAGUCAAGGCUCCCUUGCCAGCCAUUACAAACCCACUGGUCAAUGUCCAGAUCGAGAGGUUCAAACAAGACCCCAACCAGUCCCUGACUCCCACACACGUGACGGUCUCUUCCCACACCCAGCAAAGCGGACACAGGCGCACACCUUCUGAUGGAGCCAUCAAAGGGGGUGGACUGGUUGUCAAUGGGUGCCCAACCAGUGGAUGCCCUUCCAGUAGCUGUUUAACUGGAGCACUGGGAGCAGGUGUAUUAAAAACACCUAGUCCAAGCAGAGAUCCCAGUGAGGUCCCUCGCCUGCCAGACCCCAACCUUGUUUUUCCUCCAACCCCGAGACGAUGGAAUGCACAGCAGGAUCCCACACUGGAAAGACCCAAGACACUGGAGUUCCUACCCCGGCCACGUCCUGCAGCCAGUCGGCAGCGGCUCGAUCCCUGGUGGUUUGUGUCACCCAGCAAUGCCAAGGGUGAAUCUUCUGCCAACAGUUCAAGUACUGAUACUCCAAGCAAUCUGGACUCUUGUUUUGCUAGUAGCAGCAGCACUGUAGAAGAGAGACCUGGACUGCCUGCACUGCUUCCUUUCCAGGUGGGUCCUCCUGCAGAGGAGCGGACACUGUUGGACAUGGAUGCUGAGGGGCAGAGCCAGGACAGCACCAUUCCGCUAUGCAGAAGUGAACUUAACACACACAAAGCUGCAGCAUAUGAACUCAAGCAAGAAUUCUGGUCUUAAUAUGAAACCACUGGGGGCAGUGAGCCCCUCUAAAUUCAAUCCUACUUUUUGCACUGAGAAUGCACUUUGAAAACAGAUGAGAUGGAGGGAUGCUACAGAGAUCAUAUGGUGCUGCCUCUGCUGAAGAUGUGUUGUCAGCUGCCUGAUUUUUGUCUGCAUUUGGGUGAAACUUGGCAAUUCUGAGCUGCUGACUUUUGCUGUGGGGUUUUCCUGUAGUCUUCCCUGCCCUCUUAUUGCAGUUUGAAUCUGCAAUGAGCUAAAGUUAUCAUAUCAAAGUCUAUCAAACUGACCUUGUAGGAUUUGGCACUUGGCAGUAAGUAUAUUGGUAUCCUGGUAUUAAUCAGUAUUUUCAAAUAAUAGUCAAAUAUUACACUACAAGAGAUAUCAGUGUUUGAUGUUUUCCCAAGGAAUCCAGAACAGAAACAAAUAUCUGGAGACUACCCUCUCUGAAAUACAUUCAGACCAUUAGACAGGCCUGGGAAUUAUCAUACCCCCACUGAAAUAGCAGAAGUAGCUAUCUUAAGACUUGUUUGUCCUCUUUUGCUCAUGCAAUAGUGUAAGGUGGAACAGAUGGCAGGAGAAGGGCAUGGCGUCUCCACUGGUGGAGGUCUUUGAGAGCAGGUGAACCAGACUGUUGGAAACAAGUAGGUGUAGUUGAUCCUGGCUUCAGGGUAGGUUGGAUGAACUCCAGUGAACUCCUGAGGUCCCUCUCAGCCCUAUUUAUUUUAUGACCCUGUACUUUCAAGAUGAAGGGUUAUAGUAUAGCUGUUUAGCUUGGUUUUUUUUUUUCCAGAUUUUCGUUCCAUCAGUCUCUUUUCUUCCCACCCUAUUUCUCAGGCUCAUAGUCAAGUUGCCUCAGCUUUGGGAGGGGAGUUAGCAGAAGUUUUCUUUAAAGAUGUGCUGGCUUGCAGAAGGAAGUAAGUUAUGUGUUUCCAAAUGUUUUUCUUUCUAUUUUUUUCUCCUUUCUUACACCUUUCAGGAGUGACCCAUGAAACCCAAGACUGUUCUUAUGCACACUGGUACUUGUUUAAGGCUGUUUUGAAAAUGAAGCUUCUUAGUAGUUGGAUUGUGCAAACAGGAAUCAGAACAUCUGGAUUCUGUUUUAUUUUGUCACUGACUCACUGUGUGACCCUGGGCAAAUAAUGUAACCUCUGUGCCUGAAUUUCCCCAUCUGUAAAUAAUAGGAAUAAUACCUACCUCACAGGGGGAGGGGUUGGGACAUAUAUAAUAGGUAUAAAGUCCUUUGAGAUCUUUGAGUGAAAGGCACUAUAGAUAUGUAGAACUUUAUUCUUGUUCAGAUAUGUAAACCACUCCUAGAUCUGGAGCAAGAACAGACCCCUGUCUGGAAGGAGGAAGUGACACAAAUAGGGUGUGCCUGUGCUCAGAGUUUUCUGUACAAAGACUUAAAGUGUGUCUGUGCCACUGCAGGUAUGUCUUACUGGCUGUAAUGAGAGCUUCAAUCUUCCCCAAAUUGGCAUUAUAUAUAAGGGAUGUGGCCUUUAUGUGAGUGUAAUAGGGUAGUCUGCUUUAUUGCAGGGUACAGCAUGUCUGUUCACUGGUUUUGUACAGAUCUGUGCUUGUUUUGCUAAUCCACUGAUAUUUGGUUGCAAAGAAGUCAUUUGACAGUGCUGCCAGUGCAGUGCUCAGCCUGUUGGGGCAGUCCAGUCCUGCUGUGAAGGCAGGAGAGCGGAAUAAUCCCUGCAGCUAUCAGCACAGUGAACUUGUGUGUUUAGAUGUUUGUAACCUGAUAUUAAAAACCAGCAUGUUUGCGGAAGAACUGUAUGUAAGGCUUUUUAGUUCUGUGUGAGGACUGAAACCAGCAUGUUCCCAUUGGUCAAGAGCACCUUUUUUUUCUCGGAAUUACAGUAUGUUUUGUUUUGAAAGAUCACAUAUUUCUUGUUUAUCACAUUCCAUGAAAAAUGCUUAAUGGCAGGAUUACUUUCUGCUGCCUAUUAAAUGCUCCAGAGCUAGCCUUAAUGGUGCUACACUAGAUGUUGAAGCUGGAGAGACUGUUGACUGUUUAAACAAGGUAUUAUGAUAAGGCAAGAUGGGAUUCAGAUACUUAAAUAAAACAUUUCUGACUAUUUUGUUAAAUUUAGACCUUUGGCAUUAUUGAUUUCUUAAGCAUCCUUUUGCUUUCCAUUUCUGAAAACUCAGUUUGUGACCCAGACACUAGCAAAAAGGCAAAACUCAUCCAACAGAUUGCUAAUUUUGAUUGUGCUAUAAAUCAACCUUACUGCAAUCUCAGUAAGAGGCUGUGUCAGAGGGAUUUGAAAGAAGGACAUGAAAAUAAUUUAUUUUUCAUAGUCUUCCUUUUAAUUUUAAAACAUCUGGAACAAAACUGGAUCAGCUGUUCUGAAAUGUUAUGUUUUCUAUCCAAAAGGUAUCAUUAUAAAUGUCAUAGGGAGUAUCAUCUGCUCUGCAAAGGCAUCCCCCCCGCAUUUGAACAGAAAUCUUUCAAAUCCAUUUACUUGCAUGAAAUGGGAGGACACCUUUCUAGAUCACACUAUAUAACGGAUACAACUCAGACUGCUAAACACUGUGAUAUCUGGCCAGUUGAUUUCACCAAAUGAACUUUUAAGGUUUCUGUCAAGUUCCCAGGAAAGACAAACAUAAAGGCAAGUUGUUCAGGCACCUCUUCUACUUAGGAAAGUUGAGGAUGAAGAAUUGCCCCUGUUGCCCCUCUCCCCCUUUUAUAUAAUCACUUGGUGAAGGUGACAUGUAGCUGAACUUUAAGAAGUACUUUGCUCCAAAGAGUAUCUUUCCUACUGCCAAGUGGACAUUGCUACAUCAAAAAACUUGGUAGGAUGGAUGACAAGAGUCAAGGAUCCAGGUCAGGGUUACCAAACUAGAUACUCUUAUUACAAAGCUGCCAGACAGACUAGCUAGAAGCGUACUGGUUGGUAUGUGUUUGUUUUGUGGUUUUCAUUUGGGGUUGUUUUUAACCUUUCUUUGAUGCAAUUAUUGUCCUUGAAUCUAGCGUGUGAAUUAACCUGAGGAAGUAUUUGAGCAUCCACCUGUAACUGUCUUCCAGUGGCCAACCUGAGGCAUCAGGCAAGAGGAGUCAGUUGUGAAAACAAGGCUGCUGACUUCACUAGGUGGUGGGGUAUUCUCAGGCAGGCAGAGAGGGGGCUCUCAAGACUUGUCAGGUAUUUUAUCUUAUGCACUCCAAAAGCUUUUGCAGCCAGUGUCCUAAGGCCCAGAGGCUGUGUGCAUGUUUAAGCUAGGUCAAAACCUCUCUCUAUUUCCAUCUGUCCCCUCCUGGCUUGAAUUCUCUGCUUUCUUAGUCUGUUGGGGUUUUUUCUUCCCAUUUGUGGGAGCUGAGGUGCUCCAAAUCUCCAAAGCAGGGGUUGACUCUAUUCCGCUAGACAGUGAGAAGGUAUGAGCCCAUCAGCUCAGAAAUCUGUUUUUUCCUACUGGUUGCUAGUAUUUCCAUUUGUCAGGGAAACAAAAAUCUCAGAAUAUUGGUCAUUGGCCUACCUUUAUAGUAGUAUUCUCAAGGAAGAUGGUGAAAAUCUUACUUUAAAAAAAUUAUAACAAAUGUAUUGUUUCCUAAAUGUCUGAAUAAGUUGCCCUUUUGUUUUGUCUGAGAAAAUGAGAAAAAGAAAACAUGAAAGUCACUGAGCAGUCUAAAACAAUGACAAAAGAAUGGAGAAAAAUACAUUUGAAUACAAGCCUUACAAAGAGGAAGUGGCAGUUUUUUAGCUGAUAGUAACAAUGAGAUUGUAGCUGAGAGAAAUGUUUGUGGUUUGGAAAUAUAUUUGUAUUUUUGUUUAGUCAGCUGGCAAUGUGUAUCAUUAAUUUAUGUAAUUGAUGCGCUGAUUUAGGAAAUUAAAUAGAAAGAAGUUUGUCAGGCCUUCAAAGUAAGCUAUCCUUGUAGCCUGUUUAGUUUUCCUGUAAUUGGAAUAUAAUAUGGAUACUGGGGGGAAGGCACAGACAUAGCAACCACUGCAAAAAAGGACAAAUUUUUUGGUAAAUUGCUACUGGUUUCAUAGAAAUUGAAUGUGGGACAAGUAGAGAGAAAAAAGCUUUUGUGUCAAAACUAAGGUGAUUAAAUAGUUACGGAUUCUUUUCUAAUACUGUUGCUUCUUACAGACUGCACAGUGGUCUGUUUUACCAGCAAGUAGGUCUUAAUCUCCUCUCAAUCAUUUUCAGGGGUGCAAAUGUAACCUUUUAUACAUAUUUUCCCUCCAGUUUAUUAUUGUAAUGCGUUGAUACUCAGUAUGGGGCAGGGAACCUUGGUGAAAAUACUCUUUUUGUAGUAGUUCUCUAACAAAAUGAGUAUUUUUAAAGUGAAUUUUGUUAUUGAUGGGGAAAGACCUGUUCUGGUUUGGCAUGGUUUUAUGAUGAAAUAUUUUUCUGUACCUCUAGGAAUGGGAGUAGUUGCCUUCCUCUUCAUAGCAUGCUGUUAUCUUGAGACAUUGUGGACAAUACUGCAUAGAGAUGUAACUGCAAUGUGUCACAAAACUGGAUACCUCUCAUCCUGUUGAAGGUGAGGCAGUAAUGGUCAAGUAAAGAAAGGUCUUUGCCUUUGGAGUGUUUUGUUCAAUAAAACAUGUAGGAAACCUCCGACCUUGAGUCGCCUUUCUAUCUUGAGAUUAAUUUUUAUUUGAAACCUAAUUCAUCUCUGUGGGAUGAAUAUGGGACCUAGAGUCUCAUCGGAUGUAUGGAAUCAAACCUUCUCCUACAUCCCAAAAUUCAGUGAUAGCCCAUUAUUUUUACAAGUAAUUUUAAGCUAAUGUAAAUAGGUUUGUUUCUUUUUGUUUUUUUGAAAUGUUUCUUGCUUUCUAACCUUUUACAUGUACUUUGGAGAUACUCUCAAGAGCUCUUACCAACCCUAUGAAUAAGAAGAGUUAUAUCUUGCAGUGUGAUUUAAGUUCUCCUUUUGGCUUGUUUGGUUUGGUUUUGUUGGUUUUUUUGUUGGUUUUUGUUUUGUUGUUUUGUUUUGGUUUGGUUUUUUGGGAUUUUUUUUGUAUGAAAAAGGACAUUUACGUUUGAAAAGAUUUCUGAUCCUUACCCUGUCCCUGAACAACAGUUUCUUAGCUUCCAUGUUUAGAACUUAUUUAAGACUACAAUUUGGGUAAAACUGGACCUUAAAAGUGAGGGGAUAGAUGUGUUAAAACAUAUUUGCAGACACGCAAUAAGUACAGCAAAUACAAGAACCAAAAUACACUGUUAAAGAGCAUAACUUUCAGACUUUAUGAAUCUUUGGUUGAUGAUAUAAUUAAGGUAUCUAUAGGAAAAAAUGCCUUCUUAUGUUUUUUCUUAAUUUAACUAUUUUAAUAGUAGAAUACAGUGGUUUGCACAGUCAGCUAAUAUGGUAGCUAGCUGGACAGAAAGGAUCUUUAACCAAAUCUGCUUUUUUUUCCUUCUUGUUUUCAAUCCAGGUUUUGGUUUAAAUUUUAUUUUUUUGUCUUUUUUUGGUGUUUAACAAUCAAUAUAGUCUUAAGAAGAACUUAUUAUUGUUAAUCUCACUUUCACAGUUUCAUUAGGCAUUAUGGACAUGAAUCUGUGGCUUAUUCUGGUGCUCCUUCUGUUAAAUGCAUUAGUAGAAAGUCAUGCUGCAGUUAAAAUGUGCAUUUGCUUUUGGUUUUUCCCAUGCUUGGCUUUUUUAAACAGUUUUGCCACUGGUCAGAGAUGAACACAACUUCUGAAAUUACCUACAUAAACUUUUUUUUUUAUGUUGGAAGUAGUCACGCCCAGGCUAGGAAGCGUGUGCUUGAUUAACAAGUAGCUUGCCACUGGUGACUGGGUAGUGGGUCUGAUGUAGAUACUGGAAUUAUUAUUGUUCCUUUCUAACAAGGACCUCCUAUUUUUUGCAACUGGAAAUUCUUCAGCGCUUCCUUAACGCUUGUAUGCGAGAAAUACAUUUUAGCUCCUUUUGUACAUAGUGAAAAAUCUUCCUUUUUCUAAUCAGGAACAUAAUUUUCCUACUGAGAAUGGCUUCUUGAGCUCUGUGGUUUUCUUUGUUAGUUUUCUGUUUGGGGAAAUUAUUUCUUUUGGGUUUGGUUUUUAAGCCUCUCAAUUAUAUAUAUAUAUGUGUUAGGUGCAUCCUUGUAUGCCAAGGUGCCUUCCAUCUCACAUAUCUCCUUGCUGGAGCCUGGGUUGGUUUUUUGGAGGGACCUCCUAGUUGUAGCUUUCAGUACUUUCAGGCCAAAUACCAUCACUAGAAACCUUUUGUGUCAUCCCAUUUACCCUCCUGUGUUGAGCCAUGUGCUAUCACUGCCUCUCCCUAUUUCUGCAUUGGAGUUUUGGCCCUGUCCCAUCUUUGUUGGUUAUUUAUUCUUGUUGCCUUAGUAACAAGUGUGAGGCAGAAAACCAUACACAUUUCAGAUGUGCUUUGACCUAAAAGAUUUCCACACUACAAGCAUAAGAUACAACUGAGGGAAGUGGAAGUUGGCAGGAAAUAACACAGUGAAAUUAUCCUUCUUAAUGUAAGUUAGAGGACAGAGGAAUACUAACUACUUGGUAAACUGUUGGCAUCAUAGUUAGAUUGGAUCCUAAAGAAGAAUUUGAGGAAAGUACAGUUACUUAAUUUGAUAGAAUGAUUUGGGUUGGAAGGCACCUUAAAUGUCAUCUAGUUCCAGUCCCCCUGCCAUGGACAGGGAUGCUUUCCAGGUUACUCAAAGCCCUGUCCAAUUUACCCAGUUUCUGGUUGGUUUUUGUUUUACCCUGAACUACCUCAUCUGUAGAAAUAGAAUGGGCAGAAAGUCUAAGUUUUGGUAAGAAUUGCUCUAAGUAUGCAGUUAAGGUUGCAAUGAGAUGGGAAGGCAGAGGCAAACUUGUAUUUGGCUCUUUGACAUGCAAAUUCCUGAUGCAAAAGUAAAACCAGCUAUCAAGUUAAGAUUAUACUUGCUUUAGAUAUUUAUGUCUCCAAAAUAAACAAUAAAGGACAAAGUGGGGCAUUUUUCUUGAUGGUUUCUAACUUGUGGAAGAGUUGAUUGUCCACAGUCAGAAAGGUGGAGAUUUCAUAUUGGUCACUACUGCUUUUAGAAAUUAUAGUCUCUUUUUUCAAAACAGUUUUUUUUUUUUAAUAAUUUAAUGUGCUCUUAAAGUGGAGCUGUGCACGAUCCUGAUUGUUUUCUUGUAUUUGCAGUAUUGUUUUCCUAGUGUAUCAGCUCCUAAUACAGUCCUUACUGUAUCUGAAUGCUAAUAAUGUGCAGGAAGCCCAAUAGAACUAAUAUUAAGGAACUAUGACACAUUUUAGUGUGCAUUAUGGUGGAUUUUUUAACCCAGCUUGAACUGGGCUGCUGUUAGGUCUGUUGCUGAUGGGUCAGAUGGAUGCACAGCUAGGAAAAGGGAGCUUAGAACAAAUCUGCAGGAGCAAUGCCAAAGUAGUAUUUGCUUAAAAUAAGCAAUUUGAAAAAUAACCAUGGAGGGUGGCAGGGGGGAGAGCCUUAAUUAAUCAGAAAUACAUCUAUCAGAUCUUGUCCAUGUUAAAAGUUUAAGUUACCAGGAUAGCUAGUGAGAAUCUACAUUGUGUUCAAUGUGGCUGAAACCUCAAUAUUAAGACAAGAAUAAUUAAUUUUAUAUAUGCUAUUUCAGACUGAUUAACACUAUCUCCCAUUCUGCCUUGAUUGUUUCAAUUCAGCAUUUUCUCAAGAACAGAUGUUGAGGUUGGAUAAAACUGGCCUUCUCUUGGAGAGGCAUUUAGGUCUGAGAGAGAAGAAACAUGUCUCUAGCCAUGUCCUGAUCUUUUGUGUCUUGUGAUCUUAGCUGGAGAGGUUAUAAUGGUGCAGGAGGACAUGCUGGUGUUGUUCCAAGCUUCAUUAAUAAGAAUGCCUCUAGCAGCAGUUAAGUUACAGAACAAACCUGGUCUCUGAUUACUGUUUGGCAUAGCUUAGUUGCACGCCUUGAAUCUGACUAUAUCUGGAGGUGAACAGAGCUUCUUCCUUGAAUUCUGCUGGAAUUUGUGAAUGUGGCCACUUCUCAGCUGGGGUAAUUUGUUUUCUUCCAGGCUUGGUCAAUGUCACAAAAUCAGUUGUCAUCCUCAACUUAUUGCCCAGAUCCUCAUAGUAGGCUAAUUCUUCUGUCUUGCAUGCUUUAGUGAGUAGCUCUUACAAUGUCAACAGGCUUAGCAUUUGUAUCUGAGCAGAGCAGCUAGUAUCUCUGAUCUGACUUUUCACACUGCUUUUCAAGCAGUUGUUACUCCAUCAGUUCUGCCAUUGCUCCAUUUUCAAGGUUAUCUUGACAACUAUAAUAUCCAGACUGUAAAGAAUAUAGCCACAGGAAAAAAUAAUAGGUAAAAAAGAAAGAAUAUUCAGGAGUGUUUGCCAGCUGAACUCGUUGAAUUUGGCCAGUGCUCUUGGCAGAGAGUAGGAUCCAUUGUUUUGCAACAUAGAUCUCUCUGGGGGAUGGUUUGGUUUGAGCUGCAGAAUUUACCUAGAUUCAUGUAAAGUCCACGGGCACCAGUGCCCAUCAUGUUUGGCAGUUACAAGAAGAUACCGCACAAACCCAAGAGCAGCUAGUAAUAAAAGUUUGUAUUUAGGGUAAUUUUCAAGUUAAAAGGGAAGAGGCCUCAAUUCAGAAAGCUCUUCAUCACAUACUUAAAUAUCACUGAAAUCAGUGGAAUGUAUUUGUGGGUCAAAAUGCACAAGACUCCAGCUGAGCAAAGCUCUUUUAAUCUGAAUUGGGGGAUUGUUGUGUAGAAACUGAUGGUGAAGGACCAGCUUCUUACCUUGAUUGUCAGAGUUAAGAGGUCAGUUAACCUGAGGAACAAGUUCCUCAACAAGCCCCUGGGUCUAAUUGCUGGUUUGAUUGCUGACUCUUGUGGCCUUUCCAUGGCUUCGCAUGCCAUGUCUAUUUGACUGCUACUUCUAACCAUAACCAGGGUAACCUUUGAGAAUGUUUUCUGACAUGGGGUGAAGAACUUCUGCAUUAGCAGAUUGCUAGCUGUAAAGGGGCAGUAAGUGGUGACUGGAGGCUGUGUAUGCAUAUGGCCGUUUAACCUGAGGCCUGUUCUCAAGUGUUUCUUCUCAUUUUACAAAUGCAUCCCUCCAGGCUGGUGGACAGACCUGACAAGCUCAGAGGUGAUCAACAUCUGCCACUUUUACUAGAGUUCUAGGAUUCUUGUCUAUCAGCUGUUGGCCCAGCACACUGUGCUGCUAUAUUUGAUUUCUUUGUCAUAAAUUCAGGACAAGCUGGAAAUAUCUGAGAUAUUUUGCCUGACUUAAGUUGAGAGGCUUAUAUGGAGUGAGCAGGCAACAGUGGUGGAAAAAUCAGGGAAAAUACCUGUGCUUUUAACAAUGUCUCUUCUGUGGCUUUGAAAGUCCAAGAAUUUCUCAGCCAGAGAAUGUAUUUCCUCCUUCUUUUUAUAAGCUACUUCUUUCUUUUGCCUUAUUAAUUGUGGAUCUGCUCCUGCUUCUAUUUCAAGCCAGAUGCAAAAAUUGGUGACCUGACUUUCCUAGGUACAGUGUUGUGAAUCUGAAUAACCAGGUGAGUAGAUUUCUCUAGUGUAAGAUCAUGCCCCCAUGUCUGAUCCUUUGAGAUAUGGAAUAGUUCCUGCUUGUGUUGAAAUCACUGUGUAGAGGGUGUUGGGUACUUCAUUAGGAACUCCAAACUCUGUAGGACUGGGAUUCAUCUUACAGCUGAAGUAUUUCAGUCUGGUUUUGGAGACCUCUGUAUGUCUUCUCUUCCGUUUAUGGUGUUCAAAAGUCUGUUGCUAUGGAAGUAGCACCUGAAGGUAUAUUUUGCCUGAAGAACCUGCAAUGAAGCAGUUACAUUACCAAAUGACAGUGUACCCCAGAAUUGAGUAAAAUGACAGAGGCCACCAAGUUUUUCUUGUUUGUGUGAUGAAAUGUUGUCAAAUUAAGUGAUUUGUUGGAGCCUUCCUUUAACUUCUGUACAGCAGUAAGCUUAGAGGAAAAGAAGAUUGCAUUUUUAAAAAGCUUUAUUUGUGACCUGGACUUGUUGCCUCUGACCCUCUUGGGCUUAAAUAGUUAAAUUAUAUUAAUGUCCAGUUUGUUUCACUGUAGGUAACACAUCAACUGAAUACUCUUGUGCAUAAUCUACUGUAUCUUUCCUCUGUUCUGUGUCAAUGUAUUAUGUGUAUUUGGAUUACAGUUCUUUUUGUAUUAAAUUAUUUUAUGUUAUAGAACAAUAUUUAAGUGAAGCAAAGAGCUAAUGGAAGUUGUUGGCAUUUUGGGAUUUCUUUUCUCUUUGCUUUUUUUGGAUGUACUGUAAAUUGUAAACCAAGGAUGCCAAGCAGGCUUGGUUCAAUGGCUAAAAUUAUUGUAUUACAGUGUAAUGCUGAUCUAGGCCUUGUCUCAACACUAGAGCACACAGACUUGAAUAAAACUGUUAUAAAAGC
Molecule: messenger RNA, 13760 nt
Organism: Camarhynchus parvulus
Lineage: Eukaryota; Metazoa; Chordata; Aves; Passeriformes; Thraupidae
Gene: MAP3K9
Product: mitogen-activated protein kinase kinase kinase 9
Exons: 11
Coding region: 302-3451 (1049 amino acids)
Biological process (GO): protein phosphorylation
Molecular function (GO): ATP binding; protein binding; JUN kinase kinase kinase activity
Source: RefSeq, a predicted model, not a curated record